AUGGAUCCGAAAUUGAAUUUUUAAGAAACUUUGUAAUGUUAGUAUUGCAAAGUUUAUGUAAAUAAAGCCUGCUAACAAGUUCAUUAUGCCAAUUGUUAAUUCAAUAAAAACCAACACUAAUAAGGAAUAACUAAUAACAAUGAUAAUAAAUCCUUCACUGCUUUUAAUAAUUAAAAUUAACCUAAAGAUAUUUUUGGUCCUUUCCAACAGAUUACUUUUAAAAAUGUUCCUUAAAAAACACAUUAAUUAAAUAAUACAGAUAUAUAAAAUACAUAAAAAACCCCUCCACCUAUUCAGUUUAUAAAGAAGCCUAUCUAAAAUAUCUAAUUUUAGGAUACCUAAAUAAAAGGGAAUUAACAAUAUCAAUAAUCAUUUAUCCAACUCAACUCAAAUACUGAAACUCAAUAAUAAGAUAAUAGGUUUGUCUCAAAAAAGGAGUUUCCAUUUUACAAUAAGGAGAUAAGUCAGGAACCAUUUCCUUUGCCAAAACCCUUUCAGACACCCUCUAUUCCUUAAUAAAAUACAAGUUCAGAGUAAAUUCUAUUACAUUAAUAAUAAAAAAAUUCUAAUGGUAAUUAGCCCAAACCUGAAUUAGGAUUCAACCAGUUUUUAAUUUUCUAAUAAAGUUAGGUGAAAAGUUUUGGAGACAUCCAAAAUUAAUAAUAGAAUUAAGAAUAAUCUUUGAUAUUUAAAACUUAAAAUAUAAACAACGAUGUGAAUAUAAAUUAACAAUAACAAUUCCCAGCUCCUAAAAAAUUUGAGAAUAAUUAAUAAAAGUAGUUCAAAAUUAACUUUUCUCAUUUAAAUCCCAAUAUGAUUCAGAAUAAAAAUUUAUAGUAGAUCUAACCUUAAUAGAAUUAGCAACAAUAAUAACAGAGCAUUUAUAAUAGUCAAACCAACCUUUCAUCAUCUCGUUUCAAUUAAUUAUAAAAUAAUCGCUAGCCUGAUAAUCACCAACCUACUAGUCAAUCCCAACCAAUUUAAGGACAGCCAUCUAUACCUCGUUAAUUUAUAAUUCCUUAGAUGCCAUAGAAUAUUUAACCACCUCCAUUAAUUUCAUCAUUUUUUACUAGAUUUAAGUAUAGCCCAUAAAAUAAUGAAGAUGAUGAUGAUGAUGAUGAUGAUAAUGAUGAAUAUGAUACAUAUAAUUCACAUGAUAGAGGAUUGCCUAAUUUUGAUAUAAACAGAUAGUAUACUGAUGAUGAAGUCAAUAGAAUGAAUUAAGAAUAAAUCUACCAGUAUUUUUCAAAUUUACAUAUCAAUAUAAACCAUGGAUAUUCAGAAGAUUUAAUAAAUGAAAAAAUAUAUUAGAAUUUUCCAAUAAGAGUAGAUGACAAUAGAAUUGAUAUAUGUGUAAUAUGCUAAGAAUCAUUUACUUAAGAAACCUUUACUACAGAUAAAUAGUUACCAUGUUCCCAUUUAUUUCAUGAGAUAUGUUUGAUAGGAUGGUUGAAAAGAUCCAAAUAAUGUCCAAUCUGUAAAACAGAGAUCGAACUAUGA
Paramecium tetraurelia is the source of this 1500-nucleotide messenger RNA. RefSeq lists its product as uncharacterized. The transcript has 2 exons. Gene Ontology annotation, molecular function: ubiquitin protein ligase activity. The record is from RefSeq and is a predicted model, not a curated record. NCBI's taxonomy places the organism in Eukaryota, Ciliophora, Oligohymenophorea, Peniculida, Parameciidae.